GAUCAUCUAGUCCCCCCAUCAACUAGCCCCACCCACCACCUAAUCAACAAAACCCUUUUCCGGUAUGUUCAGACAGGCGAAAAGAAGAACUGCGGGCCGUAAGAACUUUGAAGAGGCAUCCACCGACCUUUUCCAAGGCCAAUCAACGACCUACUCGUCACGGUUGUCCUUCUAUGACACUCCACCAUUAGACGAAAUUACCCUUGAACAAUUUGAAACUUGGGCUAUUGAUAGAUUAAAGAUCCUUAUUGAAAUUGAAUCAUGUGUGGCGAGAUCUAAGUCCAUCCGGGAGACGGAACAGAUUGUGAAACCAUUGCUCUUGAAAUUCCUCCCUUUGAACUCAAACACCGUUUUAGCUGAACGGAAGAAAGAUCAUUACUCACAUUAUAUUCUUCGAUUAGUUUUCUGUAGAACGGAAGAAUUGAGAAAGAAGUUUAUCAAGAAUGAGUCAAUUCUUUUCCGGAUAAGAUAUAUGCAUUUACAGCCUCGUGAACAACGUGAAUUCAUUGCUACUCAUGCAGAUAAACUCCCCUGGGAAUAUAUCACCAAUGAAGAAAAAUUGGAAUUUUUUGAUGAAUUGUUUCAAAGUACUUCCACCACUAUAAGGGCACAACUUCUCAUAGAUUCUGCUCAGGAUACUCUCUCCAAGGAACAAUUGGUGCAACAUAUCAAGACUGUGGAACAAUUUAUAAAGCUCCCCUUUGAACGUGUGCCACAAUUGGUCGCUUCUAGACUGGUUUAUCUCCGUCAAGGAAUGGCAUAUAUCCCAUCUUCACUUCAAUUGAAUCUCUUGGUGAUUGAAUUCCAAGACAUUCUCUCUUCACAAUUGAAUAAAACAUUCCAAUCACUCCCAAGAUUAGAGGAAGAUGACCGUUUACUCCCCUUAUUGAACAAUCUUUCACAAAACUUCUCCAAUGUUGAAUACAAUUCACAAGCAUAUGGGGACCCCACCAUGGCCUCUGACAUCAAUAGUAUGUCUAUCACUACUCCAGAGAUCACCAAGCAUUACCCAAUGUGUGCUAAGCAUCUCCAGACCAACAUGAUCGCCCAAUCACAUCUUAAGUAUGCUGGACGUCAACAAUUGGGUCUUUUCCUUAAAGGAAUUGGUCUCAGUGUCGAUGAAGCACUCAAGUUCUGGGCUAACCAAUUCACCAAGGGUUCCGGUAUGACGUUGGAGAAAUUCAAUAAGGAGUACAAGUAUAAUAUCAGACACAACUAUGGGUUGGAAGGUGCUAGAAUCAAUUAUAAGCCACAUGAUUGUGCCACAAUCUUGAGUAAGCCAAAGCCGGGGAAAGGCGAAUAUCAUGGGUGUCCAUACAGAGACUUAUCGUUGGACUCCCUUGUGCACAACUUGCAUGAGUUGGGAGUCACUGACCAGCUGGAUAUUAAUGGGGUCAUUGAUGAUGUUGGGAGAAAUGAUUACACAGUUGCAUGUACCAGAGUGUUUGAGUUAACUCAUAAGGCUGAGUUGAGUAAAACUAAAAAUGGUGGUGAAGGAAUGCAUAUCAAUCAUCCAAACUUGUAUUUUGAUAGAUCAAGGCAACUUGAAAAGAAGUUGGAGGCUUGAUGCGGUAUACUCUAAAUAGAGCAUGGUAGUACUUGAAGUGCCAGUUGCAUCUAUGCAUGGAGAGGGGCACAUACCCAAUACCCUGUAGGCCUGUUAGUACACAUCACUGGCCCCUACUCGGGGAGAUAGCCACUACAUGGUGCCUAGCUCCUCUACGAGGGAAUUUCUCGAGUCAUGAUACAUUCCUCGUAGACAAGCUAAGCUGCUGUGGGCAGGGCAAGACGUACCACUCCCUGCCGGAUCGGGUAGGACUGACAUCGAAAGGAACAGCUGGUGUCCCCUCUAAUUUCAGCAGAUUGAGUAUAUCUAACCACCCUACGAUGUCUCGGCUC
Messenger RNA from [Candida] anglica, 1899 nucleotides. The record is from the annotation of a GenBank genome assembly. Lineage: Eukaryota; Fungi; Ascomycota; Pichiomycetes; Serinales; Debaryomycetaceae.